This is a messenger RNA of Vespula vulgaris, 2791 nucleotides long. Its product is annotated as putative inhibitor of apoptosis. Gene Ontology annotation, molecular function: ubiquitin protein ligase activity; cysteine-type endopeptidase inhibitor activity involved in apoptotic process. The record is from RefSeq and is a predicted model, not a curated record. Gene Ontology annotation, cellular component: nucleus; cytoplasm. Gene Ontology annotation, biological process: regulation of cell cycle; positive regulation of protein ubiquitination; negative regulation of apoptotic process. Bases 1071 to 2243 code for a protein of 390 amino acids. The transcript has 4 exons. Lineage: Eukaryota; Metazoa; Arthropoda; Insecta; Hymenoptera; Vespidae.
UUUUUGUAUCUUUUUAUUUUUUUUGUAUUGAACUAUAUUUUUUAGAACCUUUGAUCCGGGGAAAAACACGAUCAUAAAAAGGACAAAUUUUCCGAUUACAUUUAUUGUUAUAUUAUUACAGUUUCUACCUGAGGAUUAUCUUUUGUAAUUACGACCCUGCUUUCACAUCCAUUCCUGUAGAUGACUGAGUAAAGUAACAAUAAAAAGACUGCUCAGACGUGGCAACGUUGUACAAAGAGUUAUGGGAAAAUUGUAUACAUUACUUUUACAUCUUUUUUGUUUGUAACAAAGUAUUAAACACGUUUGUAAGAACGUAUUGAAAAAUAUAGCAAUUUUUCCUUCGCAUAUUUUUCUUUGUUUCCAAAACAACAACGAUCGUAGUAACAAUUCAAAGUUGCCUCGGUUUAAUUAUUCGCCAAUAAGAAAAAUGUUAUUUUUAGUAGACGAAGAAUGUUAAAAAAAAAGAAAAAGAAAAGAAAGAAAAAUAAAUGAAAUAUAUCAAUCAAAUUGAACGCAGAUGGCAGUAUUCUAUAUUUUAUAAUACGGCCUCGAGUUCCAAGUGAGGGAUUUCGUGGGGUUCUUCGAAACGAACAGCCAUUGGUGUCUUUACGUGCAGCUGCUUUCGUAACAACACCCAUACAACGUCGUCCAUAGAGCGUCUGAUUCUGAUCGUAUUCGUUCCUCGUAUUAUUUUCUUCUCUCAUCUAACGUUAAUGAAAGCUAGCAAUCGAGGAAGAGAGAAAGAGAAAGAGAAAGAGAGAGAGAGAGAGAGAGAGAGAGAGAGAGAGACAGAGAGAGAACAAGAAGGAAAGAGAACGUGCCGUUUUCGUGAAGUAUCGACGCAUAGUCGACGAUUCUCAACUUAUUAACAAGGAUUCGAAAAGACGCUUUCUCUCUUGAAUCAACGUAGGAAAAUACGUUUAAUCGUUUGACAAAAGGAAGAAAGAAUAUUUCUUCGUUAUUAUUCACGUGAACACAGAAACAGGCGAUCCGUAAAGAAGACAUUAGCACUUUAACACAAAUAAUUGAUACAACAUUCAAGUGCAAUAAGUGUAAUUAAAAUUACAAACAUGACAGACAUUAUCGAACAUUUACCAAAUGAAUCAUUGCCAGUCAGAGAUUCUGGCAAUGUAAGUUUAUCUUCAUCACUAGAGAUGAAAUCUGUAGAUGAAGUAGAUAAUGUUGGUUAUCGCUUUGAAUCAGAGAGAUUAAGAAGUUUUGAAAACUGGCCUGUGCCCUAUAUAGAACCAGAAAAAUUAGCAGCAGCUGGAUUUUAUUAUCUUGGUGAAGGAGACAAAGUUAAAUGUUUUGAAUGUAACAUAGAGAUAUGUCAGUGGGUAGAAAAUGAUGAUCCAAUGGAGGAUCAUAAACGUUGGUCAAGUAAAUGUAGAUUUAUUAAAAAACAACCGUGUGGAAAUGUGCCUAUAGGAACAGAUCCAAAUACUAUACCACCAGUACGAUCUAGUUUAGAUGUUUGUGGAAUAUAUCAUCAAAAUUCUGGAAAUGAUACUCUUACAGCAGAGUUACAACUUUUGAGCACUGCCAAAUUAAAUGCUAUGGGUUUAGGUCGUACAAAGGGACCAUUGCAUCCUGACUUUGUUAGUUAUGAUGCAAGAUUAAAAACAUUUGAUACCUGGCCAAGAUCAAUGCCACAGACAAAAGAACAUUUAGCACAUGCUGGAUUCCAUUACACAGGAAAUGGUGAUCAGACUCUUUGUUAUCAUUGUGGAGGAGGCCUCAAAGAUUGGGAACCUGAAGAUGAUCCCUGGGAGGAACAUGCCAAAUGGUUUCCCAAGUGUUGCUAUCUCCUGAUGGUAAAAGGACAAGAGUAUGUAAAUAAAGUCACAGGACAGCAAACAUCGCCCAUUUCAACAGAGGAGGCAUUGCAAAUGAACUUACCAAGUUUUAUUAAAACAAUUGAACCAUUAUCAUCGGAUAGUGGAGAAAAUGGUCAAAUUGAAAAUGCCCCUGGGCCAAGUCACAGAACUGAGAGUGGCUUGAAAGUAGAAGGAUCUACAUCUGAAGAAAUUAAAGGAUGUAAAGAUUUCAAUAGUACGAAAGCGCACUGUAGCAAAUCCGUAGAUGAUGCUAGAGUAUGUAAAAUUUGCUAUAAUGGAGAGUUAGGUGUGGUUUUCUUACCAUGUGGACAUAUGGUUGCCUGUGUUGAUUGUGCACCGGAAAUGACGACUUGUGCCGUGUGUAGAGUACACGUAGCAAUGAAAGUUAGAGCCUUCCUGUCUUGAAUUGUAAAAAUAAAAGUAGAUUGUAAAUUUUGCAAAAUGUGUUAAAUGAAAAGGGAACUAUUAAUGUAUAACUACUGCAUUACAUUUCUCUCAACUCGAUUCACGCACGUAUUCACACAUCCCUGCCUUAUGUGAAUAGUUUAUAAAUCGUAUAGAAUUAUUGUAACAAGUAUUGUAACUAAAUCAUUAGUUUGUAAUAUUUAUGUAAAGUAUAUUAGGUAUUUUACAAUUUCCAACAUUAUGCCGUAGAAAUAUACAAAUAGAUGAUCUCAAUGGAAAUUAAAAGCAUAGAGAAAAUAUGCUAAAACAAAUGGUGUAAUCUCCCGGGAUUAGUAUAUUUGGAAGAAAUAUGUUAUUCGAAACAUUGUAAUAUAUCCAUAGUUGUGACAUUAUUAAUGUAUUUCCUUCAAAUUUAUAUCCAAAUUAAUUGACGUAUUGUGAUAUAACGAACGUAUCGUAUUAAGAGCUUGUAAUUAUAUUUUGUAUGAUCAAAUACUUAUUACGAACGAUUGUUAGCUUACAAAUAAACUUUAGGAAUAUAAUUAAAA